AUGUAUAGUGUAAAAUCCCCCUUCGUUUUCCCCCACACCUCACAACACGCUCCCGCAUUUUCACCGUUCACACCUACCCACCCUACCACACACACAUUUACCAUGUCUGCUGUAACUCUCCAGGUUCCCACCGUGGAUCUCGUGAAGUGCGCAUCGCUCCCGCCCGUCGUGCGCGUCUCCUCCGUGCACUUCAACUCGCUCCCGACCCGUAGCAAGUCUUCGGCUGCUGGCGGCCGCAAGAUCCUGCACUCUCCCCCUCCCAAGUCCAAGGCCAAGCCCGUUCGCGUCUUCUCCUCUGAAGGCAAGAAGAGCGGUGCGACGCUGAAGGACAAAAUCGCGGUGGUGAAGGGCACCGGCAGGCGCUCUGACCUCGACUGGGUGCCCAUUCCGGGCUUCAAGCCAGUCGAGUACACGCUCCUCCCGGUCGCGGUCGCGCGGGGCCGCGCGGACAUCUCUCACCGUGCGUUCCCUAAGACUGCUCUUUGA
Messenger RNA from Sparassis crispa, 486 nucleotides. RefSeq lists its product as hypothetical. The coding region runs from base 1 to 486 and encodes 161 amino acids. Lineage: Eukaryota; Fungi; Basidiomycota; Agaricomycetes; Polyporales; Sparassidaceae. The record is from RefSeq and is a predicted model, not a curated record. The transcript has a single exon.